Tachyglossus aculeatus (Australian echidna) is the source of this 2082-nucleotide messenger RNA. It is a transcript of the gene GALNT4, whose product is annotated as polypeptide N-acetylgalactosaminyltransferase 4. The record is from RefSeq and is a predicted model, not a curated record. Bases 105 to 1811 code for a protein of 568 amino acids. Lineage: Eukaryota; Metazoa; Chordata; Mammalia; Monotremata; Tachyglossidae. Gene Ontology annotation, cellular component: Golgi apparatus. The transcript has a single exon.
AAGCGCUCAGAGAGAGGGGCAGGAGGAGUCGGUCCCCGGGCCUCCCUGAAGAAGAAGUGCCCAGGGGGCCCCUCGUCCAUGCCAUCGCCACGUCGGCCAGGAAGAUGAGGUGGGCCCGGCCGGGCAGGGGCUGCUUGCCACUCGCCCUCCUGCUGCUGGCAGCGGCCUACGUGCUGGUCCAGAGGGCCGGGCCCGCCGCCCAGGCCCAGGACCGGACCCAGCGUCGGCCCCGGGAACCCGCCCGGGAUCCGGCCCGGCCGCUCUACCAGAAGGCCCCCCCCGACCCCCAGGCCCUGGGCGAGUGGGGCACGGCCAGCCGCCUCCAGCCGCGGGGCGACCAGAAGAAGCGGGCCGAAGCCCUCGUGGAGAAGUACGCCAUCAACAUCCACCUGAGCGACCGGAUCUCCCUGCACCGCCACAUCCGGGACGGCCGGAUGCCCGAGUGCAAGGCCAAGGCCUACGACUACCGGCGGCUGCCCACCACCUCGGUGGUCAUCGCCUUCUACAACGAGGCCUGGUCGACGCUGCUGCGGACGGUCCACAGCGUGCUGGAGACGGCCCCGGCCGUCCUGCUGAGGGAGGUCAUCCUGGUGGACGACCUGAGCGAGGAGGCCUACCUGAAGGCCGAGCUGGAGCGGUACGUCAGCGGCCUGCGGAGGGUCCGGCUGAUCCGGACCCGCAGGCGGGAGGGGCUGGUCCGGGCCCGCCUGAUCGGCGCCACCUUCGCCACCGGCGAGGUGCUCACCUUCCUGGACUGCCACUGCGAGUGCAACGCCGGCUGGCUGGAACCGCUCCUGGAGCGGAUCGGCCAGAACGAGACGGCCGUCGUCUGCCCCGUCAUCGACACCAUCGACUGGAACACCUUCGAGUUCUACAUGCAGACCGGGGAGCCCAUGAUCGGGGGCUUCGACUGGCGCUUAACCUUCCAGUGGCAGGCCGUCCCCGAGCGGGAGCGCCGGAGGCGGGGGUCCAGGACCGACCCCAUCCGGUCCCCGACCAUGGCCGGCGGGUUGUUCGCCGUCAGCAAGAAGUACUUCGAGUACCUCGGGACCUACGACAUGGGGAUGGAGGUGUGGGGGGGCGAGAACCUGGAGCUGUCCUUCCGGGUGUGGCAGUGCGGCGGCACGCUGGAGAUCCACCCCUGCUCCCACGUGGGGCACGUGUUUCCGAAGCGGGCCCCGUACGCCAGGCCCAGCUUCCUACGGAACACCGCCCGGGCGGCCGAGGUGUGGAUGGACGGCUACAAAGAGCACUUCUAUAACCGAAACCCGCCGGCCAGGAAGGAGACCUACGGGGAUCUGUCCGAAAGGAAGCUGCUGCGGGAGAAGCUGAGCUGCAAGAGCUUCCAGUGGUACCUCAGCAACGUCUUCCCCAAUCUCCACGUCCCGGAGGAUCGGCCCGGCUGGCACGGAGCCAUCCGCAGCCUGGGGAUAGCGUCCGAAUGCCUAGACUACAAUUCCCCCGAGCGCAAUCCCACCGGAGCUCACCUGUCCCUGUUCGGGUGCCACGGGCAAGGAGGCAACCAGUUCUUCGAGUACACGUCCCGCGGAGAGAUCCGCUUCAAUUCCGUGACCGAACUGUGCGCGGAGGUCCCCCGGCAGAAGACUUUCGUCGGGAUGCAGGCCUGUCCCACGGACGGGUCCUCGGUCCCGGAAAACAUCGUCUGGCGUUUUAAAGAGGACGGAACUAUCUAUCAUCCCCAUUCGGGACUGUGCCUCAGUGCCUACCGCAACGCCGAGGGUCGGGCCGACGUAGAGAUGAGGACUUGUGACUCGGCGGAUAAAAACCAGAUCUGGAAGUUUGAAAAGUAAACCAGGCGGCGCCGCGGUCGCGUGGGUGGACGGCGACCCGGAGGACUACAGAGCAACCUCACUGACAGGCCCCGGCUGUUCUACAGACCCUCCUCCCGGCGAGGAGGUCCGUCGUCUGAAACUCCGGCAACCGAUCGAUGGGCGUUUGACCGGAUAAUUCGUGCCCGGUCACUAUUUGCCACCCUCUGCAUUCUUCCUUGCCUCCUUCCCCGCUGCUGCCUCGCUUUACCCUAGUCCCCUCUCUCUCUCCCUGCCCCCUCCCACAUCCCAG